Messenger RNA from Temnothorax curvispinosus, 1317 nucleotides. It is a transcript of the gene Ref1, whose product is annotated as THO complex subunit 4. The record is from RefSeq and is a predicted model, not a curated record. Gene Ontology annotation, molecular function: mRNA binding. Gene Ontology annotation, cellular component: nucleus. NCBI's taxonomy places the organism in Eukaryota, Metazoa, Arthropoda, Insecta, Hymenoptera, Formicidae. The coding region runs from base 36 to 929 and encodes 297 amino acids. Gene Ontology annotation, biological process: mRNA export from nucleus. The transcript has 5 exons.
AUACCCAGCUUGCCCCGCGGCGCUGUUUCGGGUUCAUGUUCAUGUUCAUCUUCGUUCUACCGCUACCGCCAUCAUCACGAAAAGCGACAGUGAGAGAGGUUGAUUUACAUCGGUGUUUCUUUCGCGUGUCGAGUUACGUCCUAUCGCAAGCUGUACAAAUGAAGAUGGUGGAUAAGAUUGAAAUGAGUCUGGAUGAUAUUAUCAAACAGACCAAAGGGUCUAGGGCGCGCGGUGGCGGCGGCGGCGGUGGUGGUGGCGGCGGCAGACGCGGCAGAGGCGCCGGCAGCUCACCCCGUCGAGGAGCACGUAGGGCACAGAGAGCCGGUGGUGGCGUCAUGCGAGGACGCAAUCGCGGUGGAAUUGCACGCAGCUCUCUACCAUACACGAGGGGUGAUGUAAACAGUGCUUGGAAACACGACAUGUUUGACGGUGUAAAAAAGGUUGGUCGUGGUGCAAUAGGCAAUGCAGGGACAACCAAACUUUUGGUGUCAAAUCUUGAUUUUGGUGUAUCAGACUCAGACAUACAGGAAUUAUUCAGUGAAUUUGGACCUUUAAAAUCAGCAGCGGUACAUUAUGAUAGAUCAGGUCGAUCUCUAGGCUCUGCUGAUGUCAUAUUUGAAAGACGGGCGGAUGCUAUUAAAGCAAUGAAGCAAUAUCAUGGAGUACCGUUAGAUGGUCGUGAAAUGAACAUACAAGUAGCUACUUCCGAACUACCGGUCACUUCUGUCCGUGGUGGUCCGAGACUUAGCGGUGUUAAUUAUACACAAAGACCUCAGACACGUUUUAGAGGAAAUCGUGGUACAGGAUCUGUUAGAGGUCGUGGGAGUGGUCGGCGUGGAGGUAGAGGAGGCAUUCGACAAGCGACAAAGACACCUACGGCCGAAGAAUUAGAUGCAGAACUGGAAGCUUAUGUGAAAGAAGUCAAGUAACAACGUCACAAAAUUCUGCUGUAUUCAGAUUUGGUUCAAUCUGACUAACACGAUACACAUAUUGUUGCUCUUUCUUUCAUCAAGUAUACAGUUAUAAAUACAAUCCUAUUAAGAUUUAGUAAGAUAAAAGUUAUAAAAAAAAUUUAACUUAGUUUUUAUUUUUGACGAUUCUCUCGAAAAUUGGCACAGCAAAUUUCACAAAAUCUUUGCGAACUCAUCAUUCGUAGAAGUUUAUAGAUUUUUUUAAUGAAUAAUAUAACAAUAUAAUAUAACAAGAAGUGAAAAAAAAAAGAACAUACCUAUGAUUGUAAAGACUGUAUGAAUUUGUAUGUACUACCGUGCGUGUGUGUUCACCAGAUGAAAAAUACAAUGAGAUACAUCUCGAAAA